Molecule: messenger RNA, 588 nt
Organism: Eimeria maxima
Lineage: Eukaryota; Apicomplexa; Conoidasida; Eucoccidiorida; Eimeriidae
Exons: 4
Coding region: 1-588 (195 amino acids)
Source: RefSeq, a predicted model, not a curated record
AUGGCGUCUUCAACACCCUUAAAAAUUCUCAAGGCUCCUCCCAUUCCGGCUCCAACGGGUCGACGGCCGAUCGGUUUCCGCGGCAACCACCAACAUAAGAAGGCCUUAUAUGACCCUGUAUUCAGAACUACAACUGUGCCGUCGAAUUUGGUGCCGCGUUACCCCAUCGAUUGGCGGAACGGGGGCCGAGCGCUAUUAGUGGCUGCGAUGCACAAGUUAGAGGGGAAUUUCCCACUACUGCCGCGCCAACAGCCUCCACUGCAGUGCCAAGCCCCUCUUGACCCAGGAUCGCUAGCGGUCUUAGCGGACAGUUGUGCAAGCGGACUGGCAAGUGAGGGAAUGAUCUUCUGUACCCGCAGAGGUAGCUUCGUUUCCACUGCUGAAAAGCUGCACCCGGCAUUUGCUGCCUACGAUGCAAGGGAGAAAUGGGAGGUAACCUCAGUUCAGCGAUCGCAGGCGGUUUGUUGGGGGCUAGAAGAAGACUCAGAAACUGACAGUGACGGUGAGGAAAAUUUGGACGAGGAGGCAGAGGACCUUUUGAAGUGUCUGUCGGAGUCCCAGCAAAUUGGCGCUUUUGAGCGGGCCUAG